Arxiozyma heterogenica is the source of this 933-nucleotide messenger RNA. It is a transcript of the gene MCR1, whose product is annotated as cytochrome-b5 reductase. NCBI's taxonomy places the organism in Eukaryota, Fungi, Ascomycota, Saccharomycetes, Saccharomycetales, Saccharomycetaceae. Bases 1 to 933 code for a protein of 310 amino acids. Gene Ontology annotation, biological process: ergosterol biosynthetic process. The record is from RefSeq and is a predicted model, not a curated record. The transcript has a single exon. Gene Ontology annotation, molecular function: cytochrome-b5 reductase activity, acting on NAD(P)H.
AUGUUUUCUCAAAUUACCAAACCUCAAAAUAGUAAAUUGUUAACAUAUAUAAUUGGCGCUACUGCAACAUUCGCAGUAGCAACUACCGCAUACCAUUAUACCUCAUCAAAAAAAACCUCUUUCUCCAUUAUUAGUAAUGAAAGUCCUAAAGUAUUUAUUGGUGACAAUAAAUGGAUUGAUCUACCUUUGCUAAAAGUUGAGGAACAAUCUCAUGAUACUAAACUGUUCACCUUUAAAUUACCUACGGAUGACUCAGUGACAGGCCUAACUUUAGCUUCUGCCGUAUUAACCAAAUUUUUCAACGAAGAAACUGGCAAAAAUGUUAUUAGACCUUACACACCAGUGAGUGACUUAAAUAUGGAAGGUUCUUUUCAAUUAAUUAUUAAACAUUAUCCAGGCGGUCCAAUGACAAACCAUAUUUUCAAACUAAAGCCUAAUGAUACUCUUUCGUUUAAAGGCCCAAUUAAGAAAUGGGAUUGGGUUCCAAAUUCCUUUGAAAGAAUCACUUUGCUAGGUGCGGGUACCGGUAUUACACCUCUAUUCCAAUUAGCUCGCCACAUAGUUGAGAAUCCAAAUGACAAUACAAAAGUGGAUUUAAUAUAUGGUAACAAAACACCAAAUGAUAUUUUAUUGAAACAUGAAUUGGACGCCUUGCAUAAAAAAUAUCCUGACAAAUUUAAUGUUUCAUAUUUUGUGGACUCCAAAGAAAGUAAUUUAGAUUCAGAUUCCAAACUUCAUUUAGGGUUUAUUUCAAAGGAAUUCUUAAAAACAAACAUUGCAAAAGCUACUGAAAAAACACAUGUAUUUGUUUGUGGACCACCACCUUUUAUGAAGGCAUUUUCAGGUGAAAAAGUAUCUCCAAAAGAUCAGGGUGAAUUGAUUGGAAUUUUAAAGGAGCUGGGAUAUACAAAAGAACAAGUGUUCAAAUUUUGA